AUGAAGAGGGUGCAGCUCCAGCGAUGGAGCAGUACGGUCCUAUCUCCCCGGGCUCGCAUUGCUAGCAGGCUGCGUCAACACACACUUCUGGCUGGAUCACGAGGCCAGUCCACUGCGUCCCCUCUGCAGACUGACUCCUCCCCCCGAGAAGCAAUUAGCGAGGGUGGAUUUGAAGAUGCUGGAAUGAUCAAACACGUACGGAGCGCCCAUAGACGCAAGGAUAUGCUCAAAUAUCCUUCUCCUCCCUCCGAUGCGGCCCUGAACUCCGCCAAACUCGCUGCUCUCCACGCACGAUUAUAUCUCCCCUCACGACUUCCUCCUCAAACCCUCGCGCGAGCAUUGGUCGAUGCAUCUGCGGACUCGAACCCCGAUUUUAAUAACGAAUCGCUCGCGACUCUCGGUCACGACCUUCUUACCUACUACACUACCGAGCACCUCCUUUGCACCUACCCUCGACUUCCCCUGACAGUUAUCUUCGCUGCGAUGUACGCAUAUGCUGGUCCUAAGACGCUUGCCGCGAUGGCCCGUGAAUGGGGUGUGGAACACGCGUCCUUGCCCGGUGGAGAGGUUGAUCCUGGUCUGCUUCAGUUCCGCCGGCUUGCCCCCGGCAGCGACCCGAACCUCGUGAACACCAACACACGCAACCCUCGUCCGUAUGCGGCACAGAAGGCGUGGAGGAUGACGGUAACCUCCAAGAUCUUCUAUGACGAUGAAUUUGGCGAUGCCAUCAAGGGCCCCGCCACAUCGGGAGAGGGUGUCACCGCUGAGCUCGCCAGCGCCACUUUCGUUCGCGCAGUGAUGGGAGCCAUCUAUCUUCACGCAGGACGCCCAGCUGCGAAGCGCUUCUUCGAGCAGCACUUCCUCUCUCGCCAUCUCGACAUCUCACAGCUGUUCAAUUUCUCUCAGCCUGCUCGCGAUUUGGCACGCCUUUGCGCGCGCGAAAACUUCGAGCCUCCCGUGGCCAGAAUUAUCAGCGAGACUGGUCGUAAGAGUAGACACCCCGUUUUCGUGGUGGGUAUCUUCUCUGGUCAGGACAAACUUGGCGAAGGCGCUGGCGCCAGUCUGAUUGAGGCCCGUGAGCGUGCAGCUUUGGCUGCGCUCAAGGGCUGGUAUCUCUACAGUCCACUCAACGUUCGUGUACCAAGCUCCAUGGAGGAGGAGGGAGCCGCGCCGUGGAAACCGGUCUACGUUGACCUGGGUGAAGUCAUUGUUUGA
Molecule: messenger RNA, 1215 nt
Organism: Penicillium diatomitis
Lineage: Eukaryota; Fungi; Ascomycota; Eurotiomycetes; Eurotiales; Aspergillaceae
Product: mitochondrial 54S ribosomal protein mL44
Exons: 1
Coding region: 1-1215 (404 amino acids)
Biological process (GO): regulation of gene expression; primary miRNA processing; rRNA processing
Cellular component (GO): nucleus
Molecular function (GO): ribonuclease III activity; double-stranded RNA binding
Source: RefSeq, a predicted model, not a curated record